AUGCGUUUAAAGGGGAAAAAUAAUACAAAAUCAUUUCAAAGCGUCUAUAAGGUGCUCUCGCGUAUAUGUCGAACUGCAGAUAAAGGGCAACUUGAUGGUUUCAUGGCGGAUGGUGCAGUGCCACCAAUAAAGAAUGGCCAUAAUUGCAAUAACAUGGGUUUCUCGACGCAACCAGUAAAACAAACCUCCGAUGUGCCCAACACCGUUUACGCGGUGGGGCAGUAUGCCCCUAAAGUUUUGAAGAACUUGAACGCUCAACGAUUAAAGAAUCAGUUCAGCGAUGUGGGCCUGGUCGCUGGUGGUAGCGUUAUCAGAGCCCACAGAUCUGUCCUGGCCGCAGGGAGCGCGUAUUUUAAUGCUAUGUUCACCGGUGGUUUGGUCGAAGAACAGCAGGAGUUAGUAGAAAUUCAUUCAGUAUCGCCUAAAAUUCUUUCCCUCUUGGUGGAUUUCAUUUAUACGGGGAAUGUUGAUAUUACCCAGGACAAUGUUCAAGAAUUAUUUGCAGCUGCUGAUAUGCUAGAAUUAGACGAAGUAGUAUUCGGUUGCAUUACGUAUUUGAAACAACAACUUCACUACUCUAACGCGCUUGGGAUUUAUAGAUUUGCAGAAGCACAUAACAGAUUAGAUCUUUUGGAGACUGCCCUACGCUUUAUACAAGUCAAUUUUCCUCAAGUUUCUCAAGAGGAAGAGUUUUUGGAUCUGCCGAAAGAACAUCUCGUUCAGUUCCUCAGUAGCGAUUACAUUCAUAUCGAUACUGAAUUCCAGGUCUUCCAAGCGGCAUACAAUUGGAUCGUUCACGAGAUACUGACAAGGAAAUGUUACGUGUUUGAAAUAUUGAGUCACAUACGUUUACGGCUGUGUUCAUUGGCGAGAUUGGAACGCGUAAUUUUGGAAUGCAAAGACGAGAGUCUGAUCGUUGCGUUACGAUCUAUACAGAAGGAUCUAGUCUCGAACAAAGGUUGCCUCGUGCCUCUUCACGCGCAACCCAGACUUUGCGCUAAGAAGAAUGUAUUGGUAAUCGGCGGAUCUAGACGCGAACACUCGGCGGACAGUUGGGGGAGAGCUGCUGAGAGUACUUAUGAAACGAUCGAAAAAUACGACAUAUUUACAGGCCAGUGGAGCGAGGUGGCACCGAUAAGCAUAGGGCGAAUACUACCAGGAGUUGCGUUGUUAGACGGAAAGGUUUACGUCGUCGGCGGGGAACUCGAGUCGUGUAUUAUCGCCAACUGCGAGUGCUACGAUCCCCGCGAUGACGUAUGGACUCCAAUUGCCUGCAUGGAAGAGCCGAGGUGCGAAUUUGGACUCUGUGCCUUGGACAACAACUUGUACGCGUUCGGCGGAUGGGUAGGCGAAGACAUCGGCGGAUCAAUAGAAAUAUACGACCCGAUGACUAACUCUUGGACGCUCGAUGGGCAGUUACCCGAACCACGAUUCAGCAUGGGCGUAGUCGCUUACGAAGGGUUGAUAUACGUGGUCGGUGGUUGCACGCAUAACAGCAGGCAUCGCCAGGAUGUGAUGAGUUACAAUCCGGUGACGAGAGAGUGGUCGCACUUGGCUCCGAUGCUCACGCCUCGUUCGCAGAUGGGGAUCACCAUUCUCGAUGGAUACCUCUACGUCGUGGGCGGUACGAAUAAGAAUCAAGAGGUUUUAACUUCCGUCGAAAGAUAUUCAUUCGAGAAGGACAAAUGGAGCACCGUCGCGCCCAUGAACAUGGGCAGAUCAUACCCAGCAGUCGCGGCGGCCGACAGCCGACUUUAUGUAAUAGGCGGUGAUCAGUCUCAGGAAAUCAAUUUUUAUCGAACGCAAAUCACUAUCUCCACGGUCGAGUGUUACGAUCCGCAUUCGAACAAAUGGCACGAGUGCGCUUCGCUGCCGACGAGUAGAGGCGAGGCAGCAGCAAUUGUCGCGCCCUUUUGAUCGAAAUUUUCUUUCAGACAAAUUCACAGGAUACGCUGAACAUAUUUUGUACGUAUACUAUUUCGAUCACAUCCGUUUACCUUUGAAAUUCACAGUGACACGCGACCGUCUGUCUGUUCAAAUAUAAUGUCGAAUCGGAAACAAUCUUAUGUCACGUCGUAGAUACGAAACGUGAUCAAAAGAGUGUAUGAUUUAGAAUGUAUUUUUUAUAGAUCAUAAUUUUAACAGUAUCGUCGACGACAGCUUUUUUUUUAACGAGCGUAAGAUGCAACAGGAUUUGAGAAAAAGAAGGAAAAAUGUUCCAUUACGAUAGUACACUUUCUGUACCCAAGACAUUAAAUUGCGUAUACCGAUUUAUUUGCAAGCAAGAAGACGUUUAUUUUAUAUAUAUCUAUUUACUAAAUGAAAGUAGCUGAAACUGACUUCCACACACUUUAAACAACAAAAAAGAAACGUUUUUUAGUAUGAACGAAUUUUAUUAGCCGUAGAAGCGACUGAAAGCCUUCGCGUUCUAUGAGUCGUUUACCAAAGUUACGGAGAAUGAAAAAUAUGAUACUCUAUUGUAAAUUUUAUCACAUUACAUCGAGAAGUGAACGGAGAACAUAUUUCUAUGUAGUAUGCGUGAAACGGAACGUCUUUAGUCUACGAGAAUGAAAGCGUGAGUAUUUAAUUCUCAUCGAUGAAUUGCAUGUUCGAGUCAACGCGUGCUUGUAACGUUUAUCCGAUUCUGUUCUGCCCUGUAAAUUCUCGUAAUAUCGUUACUCAUCCAUUCUUGCCGGUAAUACUUAACGUUUAACGAUAUUAUCCCUUCGAUCGUUGUUCUUGAAAAAAGAAGAAAGAAAGAAAGAUCGGACGUGAGAUAUUUUGGGAAUCGUCAAAUCGUAUCUUACAAAAUCACACGUAAGAGUCAUUAGUUUUAUAGAAGAGCUUCGUCACAGUCUGCUCUCGAAAGUGUGUCUGGUGCUAUGCUGGAAUUAAAAUCAUCCUUUUUACAUGUCGUCGAAUUGGGAUGAGCGAAUCUUGCUUUUAACGUUUUCAAAUACACCUCGUCCGACGGUGUAAAAUACACGAACAAGCGAAAAAUGAUUGAUUUAGACAAGAAAAGAAACUGAUGAGGGAUUUGCUCCUGAAGAUUCAUGGGCGUUAUCAUAAUAUAAGUACUUAGCUCGAAAAUAAUUUUCAUGAAGCGUACGUACGCGACGUGUCAAUGUGAUUCUACGAUCAGCUGCUGUUCGCGUUUUUAUCGUAACCGCAAGUUCUAUCGAAUCGAACUGUAACGACGAUACUACGUACUUCUUAUACCAAAGUUUUGUUUAACAGAUGAAUUGUGUAAAAAGAUAUUAUUACGAGGUACAAUAUAGAUUUAAUGACGCGUUCGUUCGGUUGCUCUUUUCUGUGUAUAUAGACUUUACUUGAAGGUACGCAUCGUUCUGAGCAAAGCAAUUGUUCGAAAUCUAUUGGAACGAAUUCAUUUAAGCUCGUAGCAAAUCAUUUGUUGUAAUCACAUUUUAAAUAUCCUUAACGCUCUACAAGUUAUAGCGAUGUAUGUAUUUUUGUUAUAAUUGUAUAAACGGCAUACAUUUUUUUUUAAACAUGUUUUAUUUGUUUUCUCUCAGUAAACUGUUGUAAGAGAUGUUUGUUUUAUAGUUUAUAUAAUUGUUCUGUCACGUAUUUAUUAACGAUAUCUAUCUUGUACGUUAUCAAGAGUGCUGUUAGUUAAAAAGGCUCUUCUGUACACUUCAAAUGCGUUGAACGAUGUAAAGGGCUCGGCUCGUUCUAAUUUUCAAUCAUGAAAGUAUGUACACACACCCGCACCCGCCACACGCUUCUCUGUCUGGACCGAAACUAAUGGAAUUGCAUUGAAUUCAUAAAUAGCCGAAAAAUAUGUCGCGUGUACACGCGUGUAUAUGUUCAUGGACACGUGCUUUACGCCGAUCUAAACAGCAGAAAAAGAAAUAAGUCUACUUGGAGAUACAGACGUUUCACUUGCAAUUUUUAUACAAAACCUAUUACGAUAUGUGUUUAGUAAAAAUAAAGGAAUUAUUACGCUGAAGGAAGAACACGACCGUAUCCUCCAAUGAUACUUGAAAAGUUACAGUGUCCACGAGACGACUCGUUACAUGGACGUUUUACACGAUAUACGCUACGAUAUAUUAAACUGUCUUGAUAAAUAAAUAUUUAAACAUA
Molecule: messenger RNA, 4104 nt
Organism: Ceratina calcarata
Lineage: Eukaryota; Metazoa; Arthropoda; Insecta; Hymenoptera; Apidae
Product: actin-binding protein IPP
Exons: 7
Coding region: 1-1917 (638 amino acids)
Molecular function (GO): protein binding
Source: RefSeq, a predicted model, not a curated record